Amphimedon queenslandica is the source of this 961-nucleotide messenger RNA. Its product is annotated as NAD-dependent protein deacetylase SRT1-like. The record is from RefSeq and is a predicted model, not a curated record. The transcript has 7 exons. The coding region runs from base 233 to 859 and encodes 208 amino acids. NCBI's taxonomy places the organism in Eukaryota, Metazoa, Porifera, Demospongiae, Haplosclerida, Niphatidae.
CCCAAUAGUUUACUGAGGGCACUGAAAUGAAUAGAACCAACAAAUCCACCAUAAAGAGUGAAUAUGCUCUGGAGCCGAUUCUCUCUCUGGUGGCUCUUGAGGUAGAAAAUGUGACAAUCCAAGCUGUCAAGGCAUCUUACAUGACACGAUAAUAAACUUUGGAGAAGGCCUUCCAGACAGUGAGUUGACAAGAGGUACAGAAGAAGGUGAAGUAGCAGACCUUUGUUUAGCAAUGGGAUCCAGUCUCACUGUCACUCCAGCAGCCGACAUACCAGAGUGUGUCGCUGAGAGAGGAGAGAAGCUGGUUAUAGUUAACCUUCAAAAGACACCAUUGCACAGUAUGGCUGCACUAUGCAUUCAUGCUAAAUGUGAGGAAGUCUCCACAAUGGUAAUGGAGAAGCUUGGAUUGCCCAUACCUGAGUUUAGACUUAAAAGAAGAGUCUUCAUUAAAGUGACACAAAGUACUAAAGGACCUUCUGAGGAACAGGUUUCUUUAUCAAUAGAAGGACAGGACAUGUAUGGAUUCUAUUUCUCAUUUCUAACUGGAGUUACAGUGUCUGUGGGUGAAAGACCUCAACAGUUGCAAGAGCCUUUCUCUAUCAGGUUUCCAUGGAGAGCAUCAGCUGGUGCAUCAUCAGAUGAAAUGAAGGUUCAGUUGACGUUUCAUUUUCAAGGACAUUAUGGUGAACCACCACUUGAUAAAGAACUGAUUAUUAAAAAGGGAGUGAAAGAUAUGCAGCUCAAGUUAUUAUUGAUUUAUGAUCCAGGAACAAGAGAAUGGAGUAUAGAAGAUGAUACUAUUACUGCUGUUGUAGUUCCAGUUGCAGGCAUAAAGAAGCUAACACUCAAGGACAAAUAAUAAUUAAGUUACAUUUUAAAAAGUAAAAAAUACAACAAAUGCAAUAACAAUAUAUUAAUAGAUCAUGGCUUCAAAAUGAUUGAGAGUUCAUGUCUUUAAACA